GAGGCUCAUGUCUGCAGUACUCCCAAUGCAGUAGAUGGAGCUAUGCAGCAAACCACUUACUGCCUUUUCCAUUAUUUCCUCCCUGGGUUUUAUGCUUCCUCCUUUUGACCUGCGAGGAGCGGAUUUGACAGCUCGCUGGUCAGGUGGUGGGAGCGGCGCUACACACUGGAAAACUGACAGAACAGGUGAACAAGUACAGCAACUGGAAGAUGGACAACCAGGAGCUCCCUGCCUCCAUCCGAUCUCUUCACAUCCACAGACACCCUCAGAACAACCAGAGAUACUUCUGUUACACCCGCGUUAGUCCACGUGCCUUCGAUCUCUGUGUUACCAAUAUUGUGGAUGUCUGGAGCACAGCGUUCAGUCAACAAAAGCUGGAGGAACACAAGUCUAUGCAUGGGAUGAAAAACGCUGAAGAAUACCAUACCAGAACCAAGGAGGCUUUCCACAAGGAUGCGGUCAGCCUCACGGUUCUGGACAACACAAUGAUUCUCAAACUGAGCCAGGACGUGCUGGGCCUGGCCUUUGACCUCUACAAGCUGCCCGUGGCAGAGGCCAAGGUGGAACUACGGUCUGUGGUGUUUCACCUGGUGGAUCAUGUGCACCACCUGGAGAAGCAGGUGACAGCGAUGGAAGAAGCCGACGCCUCUAGCCCGGGGAAGAGGAUGCCCUUCGCACACAGACUGUUCCAAACAGUGGACUUUGAUUCCAAGAUGAAGAAUAAUGAUCCUGGAUCUUCUCCAGUGGCCAGGAAGAGACUUGCAGGAGAGUCCCUGAUAAAUCCAGGCCGGAAGAGAACCAAGGCUCCCACUGGAGUGAGCUUCGAAGACAACAACCUUGAUAACAACAGCCAGCAAAAUGAAUUGGAUGAAGUAUGAUGGAAGGAAUGGAAGAUACUGGUUUACACCAAAGAUAGACACAAAAUGCUUGAGUGUCUAUAGAGUCAACGGGUCAUAGAGUGAUGCAGAGUGAAACACAGGCCCUUCGGCCCAACUUGCCCACACCGGCCAACAUGUCCCAUCUACACUAGUCCCACCUGCCUGCGUUUGGCCCAUAUCCCUCUAAAGCUGCCUUAUCCAUGUACCUGUCUAAAUGUUUCUUAAACAUUG
Amblyraja radiata (thorny skate) is the source of this 1109-nucleotide messenger RNA. RefSeq names its product PAXX non-homologous end joining factor (gene paxx). The transcript is spliced from 8 exons. The coding region runs from base 210 to 878 and encodes 222 amino acids. Gene Ontology annotation, molecular function: molecular adaptor activity. Lineage: Eukaryota; Metazoa; Chordata; Chondrichthyes; Rajiformes; Rajidae. The record is from RefSeq and is a predicted model, not a curated record. Gene Ontology annotation, cellular component: nonhomologous end joining complex; site of double-strand break; nucleus. Gene Ontology annotation, biological process: double-strand break repair via nonhomologous end joining.